Messenger RNA from Danaus chrysippus (African queen), 822 nucleotides. NCBI's taxonomy places the organism in Eukaryota, Metazoa, Arthropoda, Insecta, Lepidoptera, Nymphalidae. The record is from the annotation of a GenBank genome assembly.
UUGGGUUGGGAUGGUUCGGGCACUGUUGUUGGAAGAGGUGACUGUUGUAAAAUAUUUAAUAUUGGUGACCCUGUAUUUUUCACUGGUGAUUUAAGGAAAAAUGGUUCCAAUGCACAAUAUGUUGCACUCAAUGAGAUCAUGGUUGGUCCGAAGCCUAAAAAUCUAACAUUUGAAGAAGCUGCCGCCAUGCCUUUAACAGCUGUCACGGCUUAUGAGUCACUGUUUGAUCGUCUUAAGUUGUCCAAAAAUGAUGCCGGUAAAUCUUUGUUGAUCAUCAAUAGUUCAGGAGGGGUUGGAGCUGUGGCUUCACAAUUGGCUAAUAAUUUAGGUCUUAAAAUUAUUGGCACUGCAUCAAGAAAGGAGACAGAAACAUAUAGUUUGGAACACGGUUGCCAUUUUGUCCUCAACCAUACUAAAGACCUCCUACCGCAGCUAGAAGAGAAAGGUUUUAAAGAAGUCGACUUUAUUAUGGUUAAUUAUGAUCCUUAUCCAUACUGGGACACUAUGAUGAAAGCUAUUAAGCCUCAAGGCAAAAUUUGCUUGAUUGUUGAUAGCAGCGGCCUGGUCGAUUUGAAACCUAUGAAAGAUAAAAGUGUCACACUGGUUUCGGAAAUGAUGUUAACUAGAAUUAAAUAUGAAACCGAGGAUAUGUUUAGGCAUCAUGAGAUCUUGCAGGAGGUGUCAAAAAUGUUAGACAGUGGUAUCUUAAAGACUACAGUUACCAAAAUUCUUUCACCGAUUAAUGCUGAUAAUCUUAAAGAGGCACAUAAAUUAUUGGAGAGUAAGCGAAUGAUUGGUAAAAUUGUCCUUUCCGGAUUCUAA